CUCCCCCUUCUGUAUUUGGAUUGGACAAAAAUCUGACACGUUUCUUGUCAGCCCUUUAAAUGUGCAGUCUAGGAUGCCGUCACAAUCAUACUGGUGUCUGUCAAGAGGACCGCUCACAAACUUGAAUACUUGAGAAGAACCGAGAAACAAUGAAGUCCUUCAUUGGGAGUUUGGUAUAUUGCCUCUCUUUUCUGCUGGCCGAUCUCUGUGAAUCCUAUGACCUUAACAAUCCAUCCCACAUUUUAGCACAGACUUACGCACAAAGAAGAAAUAAUGCGGUUCCACAACGGACACUGAGCCCAGCAGCAACAGAUCCACAUUGUAGGAGCCGCCCACUGGACCUAGUCUUCAUCAUUGACAGCUCACGUAGCGUGCGUCCAGGUGAGUUUGAGAAGGUCAAGAUCUUCCUGGCUGACAUGGUGGACACUCUUGAUGUUGGCUCCGAUGCCACACGUGUUGCAGUGGUGAACUAUGCCAGCACGGUCAAAAUUGAGUUCCUGCUGAAAAACCAUCUUACGAAGAACUCUAUAAAGCAAGCCAUCAACCGCAUCGAACCCUUGGCUGCAGGAACCAUGACUGGUAUGGCCAUCAAGAAAGCCAUGGAUGAAGCCUUCACUGAGAAGUCUGGAGCGCGGCCUAAAUCGAAGAACAUCUCAAAGGUUGCCAUCAUUGUCACCGAUGGACGUCCUCAAGACCAAGUCGAGGAGGUGUCGGCUGCAGCACGAGCUUCAGGGAUUGAGAUUUACGCAGUCGGAGUGGACAGGGCUGACAUGCAGUCACUGAAGCUCAUGGCCAGCAAUCCACUUGAGGACCAUGUGUUCUACGUGGAGACCUACGGUGUCAUUGAGAAGCUCACCUCAAAGUUCCGGGAGACAUUGUGCGGUAUGGACGCCUGUGCAAUGGGACAUGACUGUGAGCACAUAUGUGUCAGCAGUGGCUCCUCCUUUUACUGCAAGUGCCGGAAGGGCUAUAUUUUGAACGAGGACCAGAAAACAUGUUCCCUAAAACAGGUGAAGGUGGAGAUCGUUCAGGACCCCUGCAUGUGUGAGGCCCGACUGGCUUUCCAGAGGCAGACACAAACCUCCCUACAGGACCUCAACGGCAAACUUGCUGCUGUCAUAAGAAAGGUUGAGCAAAUGGAAAACAUGCUGGGAAGCAUGUAACGGAGCAGUUCUUGGGUCAAUAUUUUCUUUGAACUUUCAGUGAUUGCUGGAGUGGAUAUGGAGCAAUAGACAACAAGACGACUUCUGCUUCAAAGGCCACAUUGAUUGCAUGAACCUCUUUAUGGCUUCAAAAAUGGAUCACAGUGGCUGAUGUUUAAAUGAUGUUUCUUAAACCACGUUCACAAAUGUUUACAGAUCCCAAAAAAAAAAAAGAAUAUUAACCAUAUUCAAAUAUGAAUUAAUAUCGUAAGAGCUUAAAUAGUGCAUGACGGGCUGGAAUGUAUGUAUAAUGAUGUUCUUUUGCUCCCCAGAAAUGGUCAAAAGUAAUCUUUUCAUUUAAAUAGACUAAAUUAUACAACAUAUUGUAACCAAUUUUACUAGGGGUCAUUAUCAAAGUUGUAUUUUUUUAUUGCUUACGUUUGUGUCAAAGAAGGAAUGUAAUAUUAUUGUUUAAUCUUAUGUAGACAUGUAGUUCAAAUUUAAUAUAGACAUAUUAUAGUCUACAAUAUUUAUAAUUAAGCAGUAAUAGUCAUUAUAUUAAAACUUGA
Messenger RNA from Cyprinus carpio (common carp), 1711 nucleotides. Its product is annotated as matrilin-3-like. NCBI's taxonomy places the organism in Eukaryota, Metazoa, Chordata, Actinopteri, Cypriniformes, Cyprinidae. The record is from RefSeq and is a predicted model, not a curated record.